This is a messenger RNA of Aureobasidium uvarum, 3193 nucleotides long. NCBI's taxonomy places the organism in Eukaryota, Fungi, Ascomycota, Dothideomycetes, Dothideales, Saccotheciaceae. The record is from the annotation of a GenBank genome assembly.
UAUGGCCCUGCCUGAAAGCUUGACGGCGGCUGCAGACCAUCACUCAGGACAGUCGUCUGAUCUCGACAUCUGCAAUCCCAAGAUUGUUCACCGUAAUCGUCUUCCAGCUCGUUCCUACUGGAUCCCAGAGAAGUCCCUCCUUCUGAAUGGUACAUGGGGUUUCGUAUACUCCCCGACACCUAAGCAUGCGCCGCAUCCCAGCUUGUACUCCGACGGUCUCAGCAGCCUUGUGGAUGCUCUCACGGUUGACGGAAAUGAGGGCCAGACUGCAGACAUCAAAUGGUCCUCAAUCACUGUUCCAGGACAUUGGCAGUUGCAGGGUUAUGGCAAACCCCAUUACACCAACACAGUCUAUCCAUUCCCAGUAUGCCCACCAUAUGUACCCACGGAGAAUCCCACGGGAACCUAUCGUCGCAACUUCUUUGUUCCAUCUUCUUGGUCCGAGGACUCUCAGAUUCGGCUCCGAUUUGAUGGCGUUGACAGUGCUUAUCAUGUCUAUCUCAACGGGCAGAAGGUCGGCUAUUCUCAAGGCUCAAGGAACCCUGCAGAAUUUGACAUUACCAACUUCGUGAACCGUGGAGAAGAUGUGAAUCGUCUAAUUGUCAAUGUCUAUCAAUGGUGUGACGAUCAAUGGUGGCUUUCAGGAAUCUUCCGCGAUGUGCAUCUGAUAUGCUUCCCAAGCAAGACCCGCAUUGAGGACGUUUUCAUCAAGACAGAGCUCGAUGGAGGAUACCGAGACGCGAAGUUGCACGUUGAGUUGGACCUCACAAUACACGAGACAACAGAAGCAAUGCUCUCUCUGCGAAGCCCCAACGGCUCUUCCAUCAUCAAUGAGAAGAUCCAGCUCUCCGCUGAUGCUUCUCACAGCCCACACGUGUUUACUGUAUCGAACCCUGUCAAGUGGACGGCAGAGGCACCGCAUCUCUACAGUCUGGAGAUAAAUCUGCUAGAGCACAACUCUGACGCUCCCACUCAAACUGUCAAGCAACGAGUUGGAUUCAGAAAUGUUGAAAUCAUCAAAGGCAACAUCAGCGUCAAUGGCAAGCCACUUCUCCUGAGAGGCGUCAAUCGUCAUGACCAUCACGCGUUGUUCGGUCGAGCCGUACCAUUGGCCUAUAUGAGAAGAGAUCUGAUGAUCAUGAAGCAACAUAAUGUCAAUGCUCUACGUACCUCUCAUUAUCCCGCAAACCCGAAGUUGUACGAGCUGUGCGACGAACUCGGUCUCUGGGUUAUGGAUGAAGCGGACCUCGAAUGUCACGGGUUCUAUGACGCUGUUGAACGACCUCUCAACUUACCUCCGGAUAUGGGCUACGAGGAACGCAAAGAGCACACCUUUGCCAAGGCAGCCAAGUUCACGAGUGACAACGAAGAUUGGAAAACUGCUUAUGUCGACCGCAUGGUGCAGUUGGUGGAGAGAGACAAGAACCAUCCAUCUAUCAUCAUGUGGUCUCUUGGCAACGAAGCCUUCUAUGGUCAGAAUCAUGUCACCAUGUAUGAAUGGGCCAAGUCCAGGGACCCAGAACGUCCGAUUCACUAUGAAGGAGAUGUGAAUGCAGCAUCUGCCGACAUGUUUUCCUACAUGUACCCGCCAAUCGAAAAACUGAUUGGUCACGCGACAGAAGAAGGCGACGACUUCAAGAAGCCUAUCGUACUCUGCGAAUAUGGUCAUGCCAUGGGCAAUGGCCCAGGUUUACUUGAGGACUAUCAAGAGGCUUUCCGCAAAUAUCGCAGACUUCAAGGUGGCUACAUCUGGGAGUGGGCGAACCACGGUCUCCUCAAGACUGAAGGUGACAAGCAGUUUUACGCCUAUGGUGGUGAUUUCGGAGACGUGCCCAACGACGACACUUUUGUCAUGGACGGGCUUCUGUUCAGCGACCAUACACCAAGUCCAGGUCUGACUGAGCUGAAGAAGGUCAUCGCUCCUGUUCGAGCUUGGAUUGAGGGUAAAAAGUUGGUGAUCAAAAACGAGUUCGAGUUCAUCACUUUGGGCCAUCUAAUCGCUGACUACAAGGUCGAGGUCCUUGGUAUCCGACCUGACCGUGUCCUGUCUGGUCCGAUCCAGCUUCCUCACAUUGAUCCUGGUACUGAAGCCAAGAUUGAUUUGCCCGGCGAGAUUUUCGACCUGCAUCGACCCAAUGGUACAGAGUUGUGGUUGACCGUUGACUUCCGUCUUGGUGUUGCGACCCCAUGGGCAGAGGCUGGUCACAGCAUCACAUGGUAUCAGACUCGGCUUUCUGCCAAAGACGACGAUCACACCUACGGCAUCGAAAGACCCAUCAUGUCAAGCGCCAUCACUGCCCACGAAACGCAGCUGCACUACCGAUUCAUUGGUUGUGACUUUCACUUCAACUUUUCUCGAGCCAGAGGAACACUGGUCGAGUGGGUGUAUGGAGGCAGAUCUGUUCUCAAGAAGCGCGAGAUUCCUGAUGACCCACUGCUCGCUCUGGACUUCUGGCGUGCGCCAACCGACAAUGAUGCCGCCUCCAUGAGCAAGGAGUGGAAGCGUUACGGUCUCGACUCCAUGACACCCCAGCUCCGCAGCUUCGAUCUCGAAGACGAUGGCCCCGAAAAAGCUCGCCUGACCGCUGUAUACUACUACAGCCCACCAGUUCUUGCCUGGGGCUUUACCGCCAAAGUGACCUAUGAAAUCUCCUCUGCAGGUCAGUUGUCCGUCAAAAUUCACUUGACACCCCGAGGCAAUGCCCCCAGCACACUCCCCAGAGUAGGUCUAAACCUCCAACUCGACUCCUCCUUCAAGCAAGCAACCUGGUACGGCAAAGGGCCCGGCGAAUCCUACAGCGACAAGGCAACCUCGCAACAAAUCGGCAUCUGGAACUCUACAAUUCGUAACCUGCAAACUCCCUACGAGGUACCCCAAGAGAACGGCAAUCGCAUCUCUACACGCUGGGUAAAAGUUUUAAAUGAACAGGGCCUGGGCAUUAAAGCCACGUAUAUCCCUGGACCACAAGAGAAAGAGUUCUUCCAGUGGGCGUGUUGCUUGCAUGAUGCAGAGGUGCUGGAGAAAGCCAGACAUCCUUGCGAUUUGGUGGAAAGAGUAAGUCCGCUUUGGAGGUUGGAUGCUGAUAAUGCUGGUGUUGGCACUGCAGCUUGUGGACCUGGUGUCAAGAAGGAAGAUCAGGUGGAGUGUAGAGAAAGGGAGUUUACGUUUGUGCUUGAGCCUGCUAUAGACUUU